Messenger RNA from Aspergillus vadensis CBS 113365, 834 nucleotides. RefSeq lists its product as uncharacterized. The coding region runs from base 155 to 562 and encodes 135 amino acids. The record is from RefSeq and is a predicted model, not a curated record. Lineage: Eukaryota; Fungi; Ascomycota; Eurotiomycetes; Eurotiales; Aspergillaceae. The transcript has 5 exons.
UUCUUCUUCCUCUUCUUCCUUCAGCUCUCUCUCUAUACUACACUACUUACCAUUGAUUGACGUUCCUCCCUACCUACCAAACUCUCCUUCUACCCUACCUAGCAUACACCAUAUCCCCUACAACCAGCAGUACCUUACUUUACCUGCACUAAAGAUGAAACUCACCACCCUCGUAACAACAACUCUCUGGGCCACCACCGCGCUCGCCGCAGCCAAACCCCUCAUAGAGAAACGCGACCUCGCCACCGCAGCAGCAACGCCCGCAACAGAAGCUGCAGCAAUGCACACCCCCAACGCCGCAGCAUCAGCUACACCCAGUUCUCGUGCGUCGGCAAGUGCCUCUGCCUCUUCGUCGGGUGCUUCGGCGCAGUAUGAGACGAGUAAUAGUGGCGAGGACGAUGAUGAUUAUGAUGAUUACGAUGAUGAGGAUCACGACGAUGACGAUGAUGGGUAUGGACAGGAUCCUAAGGGUGAUGAUGGUGGGGAUGAUAAGGAUAAGAGUGAUCCGCUUGAUUUCUUGUCGGGGAUUUUGGGAUUGCUUGGCGGACUGGGUCUGCGGUAAACUGAUCGACACGGACAGUCAACUUCUAGUACUGUCUCCGAAGUGACUACGAAGUAGGCACAGCUUUCGGUUCUAUUUUCUGUCUUGUCCAAUUAAUGAUUAUUUCUCCUUCUUAUUCUGACAUGGAGAAUGGCGGAGGUGUUCAUAGGCUACUUAAGUUUGGUUUUAACAUGUUUUUGUUUGCUUGGAUACGGGUGCUUAUUAGGGCUCACUCGUAUGUAUCUGUUACACGUCACAUAUCAAGCUAUCAAUAUGAUUGAAUGAAUCUGCAC